CGCUUCACUCGCAUGGGAAAGUGUAAAACAGAGCGUGGCAUCAAAUGAGCACGGAUCCGAUUUCGCCUCCUCGCUGCGGCACAUGGGCACGGCGCAGCGACGGUGACCGAUUUGGCAGCGCUUCACCAGACACAUAGACCAAUGAAGCAGGGUUGCCGAUUGCCGGCGACCCGGCGACGGCGUGCAGGCUGCCGGCCCGGGUUCUGUUUAUUCCAUGUAUCUGGUUCAGGAAAUUUCCAUUUCAGUCAGCCGAAACACGGCGCCCGGAGGCUGCACAAACAAGUGGGGAGUUGACAAACUGUGCUAGUUACGCCCCGCGUCAACGGGGAGUCAAGAUAGACGGAGCUAAAGAACUCGCCUCCGCCGCGUGCAGUCGACCUCAACACACACGGACACAGCGAUUGCGCGUGAAGCCCUCCAAGAUUCUUCGUCUCCGACCAGCAAUCCCGCCCGUCUCAUGACCUCGGGACGUCUCGCUUGAGAGGUUGAGCCAGCGCCACCGCCUCGCCCCGCCCCACUCAAGCUACGUCCAGCAUGGGCGCCGCCGUCGGGAGGCCAGCUUUCGGCCUCGCGGUCGCGCCGAGGACGACGCACGCGGAGGAGCGGCUCGCCGUCGCGGAGCACGCCCUGCUCCAGUGGGCACGCUCCCCCGGCGCCGACACCGGCGUCUGGGACGCGGACGCGAGCUACACCAACAGGGGUCUCCUCGCCGCGGUCGACGACGUGCUGCUCCUGGCCGAGGAGGACCCCUUCCCUCUCCACCCCGCGGCCUCGCCCGCGCGCCGCCGCCUGGACAGCGCCGUCGGCGCCGCCGCGUCGCGCAUGGUCGAGGAGUUCCAGCGCGUCAGGGUCUGGGACGCCUCCCCGCUGCGCACCGCCGUCGACAGGCUCUCCCUGGCCUCCAGCGGCGUGUCGCUGCUGGUCUUCCCCAGCUCCGGCGACAGGACCAGCUCGGCAAGCUCCGGCGGGGAGGUCGACGCGUCCGACGGGACCCGGUCGAGGGCCAGCUCGGGCGUGCCUGACAAGGUCGCAGCUCUGUUGGAAUCCGAGGUCUGGGAUGAGCUCGACCUUGUCCGCCCCGCGGGCGUCUCCGUCCUCCACGAGAUCGCGCUUCGGAUGGUCCGUGCCGGCUGCACCAAGGAGCUCUUCCGGGCGUUCGCAAACGCUCCAUGCGAUGUGCUAGACAGGUUCUUGUCGAUUAUUCGUGUUGAAUGCUCGCAGCGGACGACGGAGGCUGUGAUCAAGCGAUGGACCACGGUGACAAAGAUCAUCGGCAAGGCCAUCGUCGCCAUGCGAAGGCAGCUGCACGCGCAGACCCCAGGCGCCUUCGACAGUUUCAGGGACGAAUACUUGCUGGCCAUCGCAGAGAACCGCACCCUGAUCCUGCUCGAGUUCGCCGACGGGUUCACCACCAUCAUGUCGCACGAGAAGCUCGUGUACAUGCUCGGCAUGUACGAGGCUCUCAGCGACGCCGCUCCCAGCCUCCUGCUCCUGUUCAGCGGGGCGCGCAAGGAGCUCGUCUCUGAGCGGACGCAGGAAAUUCUCACCAAACUGGGCGACGCGAUGAAGGUCAUGGUCAGCGGCGUCAUGGCCAAGAUCCAAGGCGACUGCCCGCGCAAGCCGAGCGCGCCGGGCGGCGUCCACCCGCUGGCGCGCGACACCAUGGCCUGCGUCGAGCUGCUGGCGCGGCACCGCACCACGCUCGACCUGAUCCUCGCGGACGGCGACGGACGCGGCACCCCUGCCGUCGCCGGCUCCCUCGCCGCCGGCUUCGUCGCGGAGCUGAUCGCGUGCCUGGAGCGGAACCUCCAGGGGAAGCUCGCUCUCGCCUGCGCCAACGCGGGAGGCUCGCGGCACCUGUUCCUGGCGAACAACAUCGGCUUCAUACUGAGCCGCGCCGCGGACGCCGGCGACGUGGCGUCGCUUCUCGGGGACGCGUGGGCGGCGCGGCGCCGGGGCCGGCUCGCGCGGCACGUAGCGAGCUACGCCGAGUCGUGCUGGGGCACGGCCAUCGCUCUCCUGGAGACGCCCGUGUGCGGCAGGGGCAAGCCGGCGAAAGUUCUGGCGGAGUUCGACGCCGCGUUUACCAGAGCGCGCGACAGCGAGGCGUGCCGGGAAGUCCCGGACCCGGCGCUCCGUGCGGCACUGCGGAACGCCGUGUCGGAGAUGGUGGUUCCGGCUUACAGCGCGUUUCUGCAGAAGCACCCCAAUCUUGGAACAUCCGUCAGGUACACCACGGAUGAUGUGGCCGAAUCACUGUCGGAAUUGUUCGAAGGAGAAUCCGUGGAUAGCAGGAAAUCCUAGGCUUCCUUUGGAUAUAGAUAUUGGAGGGCUUGGUAUUGAAUUAGGAACAAUACCAAAUUAGCCUAGGCAUUGAAAUGGAUCCAAUACCAAAGCAACUGUUUGGAUGUAAAUGAAAUUGGCAGAUGGAAUUCAACCGAAAACGAAUACCAAUUCGUGUUUGGAUGUCCUUAACAUCAAAUUAGAAAUUCACUCCU
Setaria italica (foxtail millet) is the source of this 2498-nucleotide messenger RNA. Its product is annotated as exocyst complex component EXO70A1. Gene Ontology annotation, biological process: exocytosis. Bases 535 to 2304 code for a protein of 589 amino acids. Lineage: Eukaryota; Viridiplantae; Streptophyta; Magnoliopsida; Poales; Poaceae. The record is from RefSeq and is a predicted model, not a curated record. The transcript has 2 exons. Gene Ontology annotation, molecular function: phosphatidylinositol-4,5-bisphosphate binding. Gene Ontology annotation, cellular component: exocyst.